AUGCCACCGAAACAACAUCCAAGACCACUGGCUCCCGCCGUCCCUCUCACGCCUACCCAGGCGUCGAGCACCAGUUCUCUGCCAUCAUCAUCCACUAGCAGACCGCGUCGAAACAUCACAACGGCUUGCAGAGCUUGCCGAAAACGUCGUUCCAAGUGCGAUGACAGUACGCCGUGCUCCCAGUGUAUCGCAAAGCAGACCGAGUGUGUCCGCGACCAAGCUGAAGACGGACGAAAGAAGGUUGCAUGGAAGAGAAAGGUGGAAGAGUUGGAGGCCGACCAACAGUUCUUUCCCCGCCUCAUGGAAGCCAUCCGCAAUGGAGACACGACACAGGUCGACAAGCUUAUUGCGCUCAUUCGUGAUAGUGCUUCGCACGAGGAGAUUGUCGACUUCAUUGAGGUGAACUUCCCGCAACCGGAAUCAACUGCAGAAGAUGAAGAAGGUCGCAGCAGAGCUUCCACAGGCCAACAGUCCCCGUCCUCACAUCAGAUCCGACUCCGGAAGUCGUCUCGAAACCACUUUCAUCCGCUCGUUUCGGUGACUGCCAAACCGUGGACGACUGUGACUGACGAUGAUGAUCUCGUGUCGCAUCUCAUCUCGCUGUGGUUUACAUGGCGACACUGGUGCUACCCGUUUGUUGACCGCGAAACCUUCAUUCCAGCAAUGGAGGCCGGAAAUGCACAGGGUGCUAUAUGUACCCCUUACUUGGUCAACAUGAUCCUUGCGGACGCAUGCUUUGACUACGACUAUGCCGAAGAGUCCACCAAUUACUCGCCUCAGAAACCCCUACGGGACCUGUUCUAUGCCGAGGGGAAGCGGCUUGCCGACCGAGCGAAGAAGACGGGAUCUAUUCCUGCGAUACAAUUUCUCGCAAUUCAGUCGAUGUACUUGGACACCAUGGGCGUGGAGAAGUUGUCGCUUUCCGUCAUGCAUGAUGCCGUGUAUCGCUUGCAGCGGCUGGACAAGCCUGGACGACUCGAGAAACUGCAAUCACAGCUAACCGAAGACGAGGCGCUAGCUGCCGGACAAGGCUUCGUCCAUGCCGCGUGGGCCACGUUCAUGGCGGUCACAAGAGCCACGUUCUCACUGCGGAGCAUUCCCGUGAUGGAGCCCCCGAGACGAGAACUACCAGCUCCCUGCCAGGGAGAUUCAAAACAAUUCUGGCUGCCCUAUCCCCGCAAAUCUCCUCCGAUCCUGUCUCAUGCUCAAUGUCACAUGUAUUAUCAUGGAAGGCUGUUUGAGAUUUUUUAUAACAUCAACAAAACCGUUUUCUUUACGGCGGGAAAGCCAACAUCUUCAGUUUCCCGCGACCUCCUCGAAGACCAACACCGUGAGCUUGCACUUUGGCAUGACGAUCUAAUCGAUUGUGUUCAGCUUGUCGGCAUCAACGCUCCUCACACUUAUAGUUUGCACGCGCAGUAUCAUUGGGCAGUAAUUGUUCUAGCCGAGCUGAACUUCACCAUGCCAAUCGAGGACGAGGACGACUCGACACUUGCAUUACUCAUCCCGGUCAUUCAUAUGCAGCACAUGACUGCGGCUCUGGAGAUUGCCGAGCUUGUGUACCGACAAUGUAGGGCCUGGGGCGUGGAACAUAUCCCGUUCAGUUUCCUGCAACCGAUUGACGCUGCGCUUGCAGCCGUCAUGAGUGAUCUGGAACCCAUCGAACAUAAGGCCGCUUUCAUGAAGCUCGCCAUUUCCCUGCACAGCCUGUCGCGCCGUUCGGUCUCCGCCGAAAGCUUGCUCCGCAUGUUGCAACUGAAAUUGCGCCAGCGCCAACUCAUGACCUCGAAGGAUAUCAAGGAGAUGUUCAGAGAAACCAAUGAGCUCUGGGAGGCUAGGGUUUUCGCUGCCAAGCUUGAGGGCGUGGUGGCUUCUCGUACGGACACAUUCAACCCCGAACCCCCCAAGCCGACGACGGCAAUCACGCAAGACGAGCCUUAUGAGAUGCUGAUUGAAAAGUGGAAUCAUUUCAGCCUUGGCGCAACAUCCUCUACUUCUUCAUCCAAUUGA
This is a messenger RNA of Capronia coronata CBS 617.96, 2010 nucleotides long. RefSeq lists its product as uncharacterized. Gene Ontology annotation, biological process: regulation of DNA-templated transcription; DNA-templated transcription. The record is from RefSeq and is a predicted model, not a curated record. The transcript is spliced from 5 exons. Gene Ontology annotation, molecular function: DNA binding; DNA-binding transcription factor activity, RNA polymerase II-specific; zinc ion binding. Lineage: Eukaryota; Fungi; Ascomycota; Eurotiomycetes; Chaetothyriales; Herpotrichiellaceae. The coding region runs from base 1 to 2010 and encodes 669 amino acids.